Messenger RNA from Cylindrotheca closterium, 1617 nucleotides. NCBI's taxonomy places the organism in Eukaryota, Bacillariophyta, Bacillariophyceae, Bacillariales, Bacillariaceae. The record is from the annotation of a GenBank genome assembly.
AUGAAGAUCUCUGUUUUGGCAAUCUCAGCUCUUUCCUUGGCAACCGCCGAGUCUGAAAGUGCUUCGCUUCGCCGGCGCCUUUCCUUUGAAAAGAUCGCUGGAUAUGCCCCAGGAUCACAGGUGACUGAUCACUGUGCCAUCGAUCUUGACCAAGCUGCCAUCGAGGUCGAACUCGCAAAGGGAACCAACGAUGCGUUUGCUGCUGCUUCUCGAAUCUACAAUCAGGGUGGAAACUCAAAGUCUUAUGCUCAAAUCACUUUGACUCCUGCACUGACAACUUCUGUUGCCAAGGGGACAUCUAUCCUAGGCAGAAAUGCUGCUGGUAUGGAAGUGGCUGGAAAGGCAUACGAAACCUACCAACCAGGAACACAAGUCAUCUGGGUCCAAUAUGCUACUACAGACAUCCAAGCUAGCUAUGUAGACUGUCAGGUUGGCAGCCUCGUGAAUGCCAAUAUUGAAGGAUGUUUUGCAGCCAAUGGUAGCAUGAACAUCAAUGGCAACGAGUAUGCUUACGUCUACGAUCCAGCCACCGAUAACAACAAUGGUCGGACCAUUGCCGGGUUCUCGACUACCGCAGCCGACAGGAUGCGCACCAACUGUCCAGGAUGUCCUUACGAAGACUUCAUGUAUUUCUACAAUUACUAUGGUGUCGAUGACUAUGCUCAUCAAUGGGUCUCCGCCGCCUUGGAUGGAACUGCAACAAGCUUCUCCAAUGGAAACGCAGAUUUCUCUAAGUACUCCUUUGUUGGCCGUUCUGAAGCCGUCAAGAAGGGAACUGUCUUCAUGAACAUUUUCAUGUAUGUCAUCCGUGAGUUUGAGGAUGCUUUGGAUGACUGUCAGCGUGGAUGUGUUGACUGCAACGAUGAUCCCGUCCAUGCUUGGGACGAGGGUGUUUGCUUCUACACUGGCUCCAUUGAAGGAAAGGAUGGGCUCACUCCAGAUGGAAAGCUUCUUCAUCAGCUUGCGGACAAGCGCUGUGCUAACUUCAAGACUUGUGGUGAGGAAGGUGGCCAGCUCUCCGGAACUGCUAAGUUGAACUACGAUAUCUUUGACCAGUAUGCACUCGGCAAGUUCCAACUCCAAACCGGAAACUGUCCAGCUGCCCGCAAGACAACCGCGGCAAUCACCAAGUUGAUGUACAUUCCUUUCAUCCAAGGUACUUUGCGAUAUGCUUACAAGGUCGGUGUCUUGAACGAAGGCGAAAAGGCGGCUGCGGAGGGCGCUGUCUUUGCCGCUGCCGUCCUACCCCGCAUCCACGCAGCAAGCCCAGACGCAGCCAAGACCAUCUAUGACAACAUGAAGGUCGGUGUCACUAGCACAGAUCACCUGGCAGUAAAGCAAGCCUUCGAAUCCGUGUAUGCUGAUUUGGGAAUCACUUGUGCCGACGUUGGUGGAUUGUGGAACGAUGCCAUGGACGGUUACUACGAAGGAAUGGGACCUUGUGCUGACGCAUCCACUUCCAGUAUCGAAGUGGAAGAGGACAAGACCCUUGCUGCCGCCCUUGGAGGAACAUUUGGGGGAUUGUUCGCGCUUGCUCUCUUGGCAUUGUGCUUCAUGCGGAACAAGGAAAAGCAAGGAAAGCCUGUUUUCGCUGACACUGAAACCGACAUCAACUAA